Molecule: messenger RNA, 1107 nt
Organism: Arachis ipaensis
Lineage: Eukaryota; Viridiplantae; Streptophyta; Magnoliopsida; Fabales; Fabaceae
Source: RefSeq, a predicted model, not a curated record
AUGUCAGAUAUAUUUUUGGACACUGAGAUGGAUGAGCAAUACCAGGAGGACGAUGACAUUAACCAACAAGAAGAGCUAGUUUGUGACCAAAAUAUGAUGGAUGAACAGAAUGAAUUCGAACAAGAUUUCGGAGAUGAAUUUACUGAGGGAGCGUAUUUUUCUGAAUCUGAUCAGUCAGAAGAUACCCUUGAAGCUGUUUAUGCGGUUGACUCUGUACAAGACAUUACAACUUUGAAUUUCAGUGAAAACUGUGCAGAGGAAAUUGGUAAAUAUUACUUUUCUACUUUGCAGCUUGCAUUUGAUUUUUAUCUGAAGUACUCAAAGUCGAAGGGCUUUAGUGCAAGGAAGAGUAAGACUUUCAAAAAUAGUAUUGGUGAGAUUUACAAACCAAAGUUUUUAUGUCAUAGGCAAGGAUUCAGGGAGAAAAAAUAUUACGCGAUGGAAAAAAGGAAGAAGGAACCUAGAUUGGAAACAAGAACUGGGUGUGAAGCCCGAAUGGAUGUUAAAUUUGUACCAGAAAUUGGAAGAUGGCAUAUCUUUUAUUUCUCUGACAAACACAACCAUGAUCUAUUGGAUACACAAUUCAGUGCUAUGCUGCCUGCCCACAGAAAAAUGUCAGAGGCAGAUAUUAUGCAAAUGAUGAACAUGCUAAAGUCCGAGAUUAGCACUUCACAGAUAUUUGGUCUUCUAGCUAGUCAAGCAGGCGGGUAUAAAUUUGUUGGCUAUGGUCCCAAAGAUAUGUACAAUGAGAUUUCUCGGCAAAGGCGUCAAAUUUCUGGUGAUGCAUCACGAGUGUUGAAGAAGUUGGAGGAUAUCCGGUUGAAGGAUCCACAAUUAUAUUUCAAGGUAUGUCAUGAUUCAAGAGGUUUGUUAUGUAACUUGUUCUGGUCUGAUGGGAUUAGCCAACUAGACUACCAACUCUUUAGGGAUGUUAUUGCUUUUGAUGCUACGUAUAAGAAGAACAAGUAUAGUUGUAUAUUAGUCAUAUUCAGUGGGGUUAACCACCACAACCACACAAUUGUUUUUGCUACUGUGUUAAUUGUGGAUGAAACUACUGAUACAUAUAUUUGGCUCCUGCGUCAGCUCAUGUUUGCAAUUGAAGGGUAA